CUGGGAGAUCGUAACUUUUCACCGGUUUUCUUUCGCCAUGUGAGUAGACGAGACGUCCCGGAAAAUUUCCGCCGAUAUUUCUUCUCGAAUUUUUUUCUUAGAAUCAAGAAAAAUUAAUAGUGCGUAGUUGAAGUUUUUGUUUUGUGGAAAAGUGAAAAAUUUUUAUAUUGAAAAAUUUUGAUAAAAAUCAAAAGUUAUAGAAAGUUAUAGAAACUAAGAGAGAUAGAUAACACCAUAAAAAUAUAUUUUAAAACUUAAAAAAAGAACAAAUGGUGAAAGAUUUUUCAAUGUGACCACAAUUAAAGAAAAAAUAACAUUCAAAUUAUUACAAAUUUCAAACAAUAAAACAAUGUCUGCUACAGACAACAAAGACCAAACGUACCCCAAGAAAACUUUCUCCAAACUACCCGUGCACCAAAUCAACCCCAGUUAUACAGUGCGCGUCAUCUGUUGCGUGUUCUUCAUCUUCCUCACGGAGAUAUUCCUCGCCCACUACGUUUACAGAUUGAUAAACAGCGAAAUUCGCGAGGACUACGUUUCGAAAGCCGCGUUCCAUCAUCAUUUUCUGUUGGAGCUGCGCAGCGACGAGUUUAGAAACGAAGUUAGGAGAAUUUUUAAGGAGUUUGAUGGUUCGCACGUCAAUCGUACGUCGAGCAGAGAGAAGAGAAGCAUUAAACACAGAUUGGAGUAUAAUUAUUUGGGCGUGCAGGCGGAGGAGCCCCAAGUGGAGUUCUUCAAUCCGAAAUUGAGGACCAAUGCCGACGAGAAAGAGGAGGAUAUGAAGAAAUUGGGGAAGAAGGAGAUAUCGCCCGGUGGGGAUUCUUGGAUUUGGGUUACAAGCUCUAGUAGAAUACCGGAAAAAGCCUUGGAAGGAUAUUGUCAGAAAGUCCAAGAAUUUUGCCCGAAAAAUCCGGGUCCACAAGGUCCUCCAGGAUUGAAAGGCGAACCAGGACAACAAGGACUAAGAGGGUUUCCUGGAAUUCCUGGUGACAUGGGUAAUAGAGGGUUUACAGGUCCAAAGGGCCAGACUGGAUCUAAAGGUUCUAUUGGUCCACCAGGAUUAAAAGGACUAAAAGGGGACAGGGGAGAAGAUGGUGCUCCUGGUUUCCCGGGAGAAAAAGGAGAACAAGGCCGGGCUGGAUUGGAUGGUUUGAAUGGUUUACCGGGCGAACCAGGACUCUACGGACGUCCAGGAAGAAACGGCUAUGAUGGGGCGCCUGGAAAGGACGGCAUACCAGGAAGAGAUGGCAAAGAUGGCGUAAACGGGAUAAAAGGAGAAAGAGGAUCCAUCGGACCUGUAGGUCCCAAGGGAUCUGUCGGACUACCAGGACCUCGAGGAAGGCCUGGUAAACCUGGCAUGCAUGGUACGCCUGGUAUUCCUGGGAUACAAGCAUGGAAGAUUAUGGAUAAGCAGAAUUCUUCAAAGUUUCUUAUACCGCCAUCUAUUGCAGGAGCUCCUGCGGGAUCAUCGGGAGCGAGUAUUGUCCACGAAUGGGAUAAUGUUAAUCUUCAAUGUUUAGCUAGCGGUACUCCGCCCCCGAACACAAUUUGGCAGCGACUUGAUAACAGACCAGUCGUUAUGGGUACCUGGCAAGAUAUCCAAGUCCCGGGGCCUAACUUGAGCAUCCCUAGAAUAUCACGCGACCAUAUGGGAAUCUACAUGUGCAUCGCUGAUAAUGGCGUUCCGCCACAGGCAAAUAGGACCUACCUCGUCGAAGUUCAUUUUCCACCUCUCGUCAGGAUUUCGAAUCAAAAUGUGCCCGCGGCGAAUGGAUCAACAGCCACUUUGGAAUGCGAGACGGAAGCCUUUCCGGAACCCCUUCGCUACUGGGAACGUUCUGACGGACGCCUGUUGGAGAACAGCGACAAAUACAGGAUAGAUAAUUCUUUGGAGAGGAACGGCUACAGAUCUAGAAUGCAGCUCAAUAUAACGAGGGUCAAUAGCCACGAUUUCAACUACAAGUAUUACUGCAUCAGCAAAAAUGAGUUGCAAACAACUAGAGGAGAAUUUCAACUUGGAAAACAUAAUGGAACUCAAUCGCUAUAUACAGAGCGAGGAAAAGGACCCGUUCUCUUUGGAAUACCGCCACCCGUUAAGGUGUCUCUCGAGGACCUGUGCGGACCUCCGAUACACUGCCCCGAUUGCGGCGAUAUCAGUAUCAAAGAAACCAAAUGUAUUGCCGGAGGAGUAUCUUUAAUCGACUUGAUCACGCACUGGGAAGUCAGGAAGUACCAAAAUAUUACCUAUCCUGGACGCGGUACGAGGGCAAAAGAUUGUGUAUUGUACGCUGUUGGUAAACCAGUCUAUCUCAGGUUCACCGAAGAUAACUACGGAUCUUGGAUGCGUGAUUCAAAUCCUAUAAAUGAAAAGGACGAACACAAAUAUUGGGUGACUAGGGAAAAUCAGCCUCACAAACUGUACGAGUUUGCCAAUAAAACCAUGUUUAGAAGAGACAUUCCCACGCACGUAUACAAUGUUAAUGAUCCUUUUGGAGGUAACACUCACGUAGUAUACAAUGGAUACUUUUUCUAUAAUAUUAAGGAUACAAGAAGAAUUAUCCGAUAUAAUUUACUAAAUGAGAGUACUAUGUUAUUAGAUCUUCCAGGACCGGAUUCCAGUUCGAAAAUUUACACGAACGCUUCCAAAUUAUACAGUGGACAGUACAAUACUGUUGAUUUUAGUGUUGACGAUAAUGGUUUAUGGAUUAUUUUUGCUGUGCCUGAUUCAAAUAAUACUGCUAUUAUGAAGGUAAAUGCAGAUACACUGAAGGCCCAGUACGUCUGGAACAUCAGUUUGCCUCACCAAAAAGUGGGAGAAAUGUUCGUGGUGUGCGGGGUCCUCUAUGCUGUCGACAGCGUCAUUGACAGAAAUACAAAAAUUAGAUUCGCAUUCGAUCUGUACAAAGAGAAUCUAUUGGACGUCAAUUUGGCGUUUACAAACCCGUUUAGAAAAACCACCAUGUUGGGAUACAAUGCAAAAAAUCAGGAAUUGUAUUCGUGGGAUAAAGGCAACCAAUUAACUUAUCCGGUUCGAUACCACGAUAUCGGGUACAAUUCGACGACGGUCCCUAAAGACGAGGCCGCAGAUCCUCCGACUCCACAAUAGAACAGACAGAAAAGGAUGUUGGAUGUACAGUUUUUCCUAAGGAACAGGAAGAUAAUGAAAGAAAUUUAAUUGAAAUUUUAAAUCUGAAGAAACUGCGGAUUCAUUUUAAAUCAAUUGUAUACUAUUUAUCUUUAAUUAAGUUAAAAAAGCAUCAGAGGCAUGGCACAGUAAAAACUUUGAUGACAAUAACGUGUUAAAUAAACGAAAUAUUGGAAUAUCGGCUGCAAGUUUUGUCAAAAACAAUGUUGCUAAAUUAUUUACAGAACAUAUUUGAUUUUGUUGUUUCAUUUCAUUAGUUCUGAGAUUUUUUGAUAUACAGUGUGUUUUAAAAAAAGUGGCCCCGUUGCUAGGGUAGGUAGAACACUGCAAAAUAAGUUGGGUGUGCUAAGUAAAAAAUUUUCGAAAUGAAAUUUUGUA
This is a messenger RNA of Psylliodes chrysocephalus, 3523 nucleotides long. Lineage: Eukaryota; Metazoa; Arthropoda; Insecta; Coleoptera; Chrysomelidae. The record is from the annotation of a GenBank genome assembly.